AUGGAGUUUGAGGGCAGCAGAAGGAGGGGAUCUAAGUACCCGUACGAGGGAAGCGACGAUGGCAGAGACGAAAGGUACCCACGGGAGAGACACAAUUCGCCAAGGGCGCGCAGAAGCAGGUCCCACUCAUAUAGAGCGAGACGGAACUCAGGGGAGAAUCACGGAGGUGGGGACAGGUACCAUAUGGACGGAAGAGGACGCAGAGAGAGGAGCUCGGGCAGCAAUCAACCCUCACGAGAAUCAUAUGCAAAGAGAAGUGAAGACAAUUCAAUGGAAGAGGCAAGGUGGCGAUCAAGGAGAGGGGAUCGUGAUGAACGUGACGAGAGGCUAGAACGCCGUUCCCACCGCGGAAGGAGCGACAGCCGGGACAGGAGGGAACGUCGAGACAGACGAGACAGACGAGACAGGAGGGACAGACGGGAUAGGGAUGACAGGAAAAGGAGGUCUGGUAGACUGAACCCUAAUUUGUCCUCCUCCCAUGAGCGCUCCAGGUCGAGGGAAAGGCGAAGAAGGAGGUUACAAGCAGAGUGCAUUAAAAAAGCAGGAGGAUUUAAAAAGCUAGCUGAUAUGGAAGGACAUGAAACAACGAGUGUGUUCUGGGAUGGCUUUCAGUGGGUAGCGAAAACGAAACAGUCAAGUACCUCCCACUUAGAUCCUGCAGUGAUGAAUUCUACAAGAAAGUUAAGAAGACUCUACUUUGGUAACCUGCCUCUACAUCUGGGUUUAUCUGAAAACGAAUUCCAGGAAACAGUGUGGGAUGAAAUGAAAAAAAGAAGAUUUUGUAAUGACGAUAAUGUUAAUCCUGUUCUGUAUGUGUGGUUUGCAAAAGACAAAGGGAAUUAUGGGUUCGUUGAAUUUUCUACUGUCGAGGAAACAGAGAGAGCAUUAACAAUGGAUGGCAUGAUGUGUAGGGGGGUCGCUCUGAAGGUUUCCAGACCAAACGAUUAUUCUACAAACACGAUGAAGCAUACUCAGUCUUCUCUUGUUCAGAAUGUGGGUACACUAGCUGCUGGGGUAGUUGUCACAGGGGGUAACAUGUAUGGCAAACCGCCACCCCCACCAGGGGCUCCCCCUCCAUCUGCGCUAAGGGAAGGAGUAGAUCCCGGGCAGGAUAACCAAAGUAACCUCGAAACAAAGUACCUACGCGUGCUAGAAAUUGUGUCUGAAGAGUCAAUUAGUAAUGAAGAUUAUUCCUCUUUAGUAGAAGAUAUAAAGGAUGGGUUCCACUCCCAGGGUAUAAUUAUUAACGCCAUUUUAAUAACCCCCAAGUAUGCAGGAGUCACUCCCUUCAAUGUGGGAGAUGUGGUGAUUGAAUUUGAAAAUGCUUCCUCUGUGGACAGCAGCAUAGCAAAUAUGUCAAAUCGUAAGUAUGAGGGUAGAGUCAUUCGAAUGACCAAAGUGGAUGAAGCCACUUACGACAUGCACGUGAAACCCAUCAUCAGGGACCUCUAUGAACAAAAUGGAAUAUAA
Plasmodium fragile is the source of this 1470-nucleotide messenger RNA. RefSeq lists its product as uncharacterized. The record is from RefSeq and is a predicted model, not a curated record. Gene Ontology annotation, cellular component: U2AF complex; commitment complex; nuclear speck. NCBI's taxonomy places the organism in Eukaryota, Apicomplexa, Aconoidasida, Haemosporida, Plasmodiidae. Gene Ontology annotation, molecular function: poly-pyrimidine tract binding; pre-mRNA 3'-splice site binding. The transcript is spliced from 2 exons. Bases 1 to 1470 code for a protein of 489 amino acids.